Messenger RNA from Bacidia gigantensis, 672 nucleotides. RefSeq lists its product as uncharacterized. Bases 1 to 672 code for a protein of 223 amino acids. The transcript has 4 exons. Lineage: Eukaryota; Fungi; Ascomycota; Lecanoromycetes; Lecanorales; Ramalinaceae. The record is from RefSeq and is a predicted model, not a curated record.
AUGCCUACGACGUAUACCAUCAACUUCAACAACAACUCCAAUUCGGACAGCACCUAUGCCUUUUUCGUGAAAAGCCCCGAGCUUUCUCCCACUCCGGGAUCUUAUUUCAGCAACGUCUGGAUUUCCCAAUUUGUUCCAAACGGUGCUACCUUUGACAUUUCGACAACUGAUCAAUUCUACGCAUGGACUGGUACAAGUCCGGAAACAAUUGCUCCAGGUGUUAAAGUUAAAGGGGGUGAUGGUAAACCAGCAAACUUAGCUACAGUCAGCGAAAACGGCAGUGACUACCCUAUGACUACAGAGUCGGGAGCAGCUUUUUUCAAGGCCGAUCUGGAAGACGGCAAAAAGGCCGGUAGCUUUGCUAUCCAAACCGAUGGAUCAUUCCAAAACGGGCAAAAUUACCUUGUUGGCCUCGGUCAGCUCGAUUUGAAUAACGACCAGAUUGUUCCUGUUGCCACAGCUCCCGCUCAACCCGGGUUUGGUUACACGUUCACUCCAGUCGUCAAGUAUUACGUUGCCGAAACAGUCGAAGCCCUGGGCACUGUGGUGGAAAUAGAUGCUGGCAACUUGGAACCUGGGACGAUCGAUUUCACCAAUGGGCCAGGACAAGGCAGAACGACUGCUAAUGUCACCGUGGAUCACUUCAAUCAUUUUGCGGUGACAUAUCAGUAG